Molecule: messenger RNA, 1804 nt
Organism: Pseudomyrmex gracilis
Lineage: Eukaryota; Metazoa; Arthropoda; Insecta; Hymenoptera; Formicidae
Gene: otd2
Product: homeobox protein otx5-B-like
Exons: 7
Coding region: 586-1602 (338 amino acids)
Biological process (GO): regulation of transcription by RNA polymerase II
Cellular component (GO): nucleus
Molecular function (GO): DNA-binding transcription factor activity, RNA polymerase II-specific; RNA polymerase II cis-regulatory region sequence-specific DNA binding
Source: RefSeq, a predicted model, not a curated record
AAUACGCGUUCCGUCGUUGUUCGGCCAUAUCGCAGAUGUGCAACGCGUAGAUGUAAUAAACGUGGUGGCAAACAAAUUAACAAGUCGCCACCGGAGGAGAAGAUCGUUCGUGAUGGCGCAAAGGAGCAAAGCGUUGUUUCUGACUUUGUAAUCGGAGAGGAUAAAACGCGACUUAAGUCAACCGGCUAAGAACGCAACGGAAAGUCGCAGCAGGCGUGUUGUGCGUCAGGAUCUUCCAACAUAGCCGUUGUUCGCCGUGUUCUCAAUUUUCGCCGAUGAUGCAUUUUCAGAAUUAGAUUUGUGGCCCGCUUUUGGUAGGGGGAGUUCCCAAGAGUGUAUCUUUCUGGAGUCCUGUUGCAUCUUUAUCGGAUUAUCUUCCGCUGCACACAUCUGCUGCAAUCGUGUUGUUCUAUCCUGAGCGAUAACAACCAAUUUGUGUUGAUUUAAAACAUUGACGGCCUUUCUUGACUAAAGUGAAAAGAAACGACGCAUUAUCUAUGCCAAAACGUCUCUUAGACGUUGAAGACGUCACUUUAAAGGUCCCGCAGCCGGGAGAUAGUCGUGCUGGGGGCCGAGGGGGUGCUGAUGUGGCCGAAUAGCCUCGGAGGUACUUCCGGCUGCAGCGGAGGAGCCGGUGCUACCGAACUCGGGGGCCUCGCCGCUUCCACCACCUCGGCCUCCGAGCUUUUUGGGCCCGCGGCGUUCGGCGCGUCCGCCGCGGGACCCUACGGCGCUCUCAAGACAAAUCCGUAUGUAAGCGCACUCGGUAUGCCACCAAUCGAAGCGUUACAUUCUACUAUUGGCUAUCCCGGUUGCACACCUGCCGGUGAGUCUUACUACUGCAAUCCGAGAAAACAGCGGCGGGAAAGGACAACGUUCACCCGAGCGCAGUUGGAUGUCUUGGAAGGCCUUUUUUCGAAGACAAAAUAUCCUGAUAUCUUUAUGCGCGAAGAAGUGGCAAUGAAAAUUAAUUUACCGGAAUCGAGAGUUCAGGUAUGGUUCAAAAAUCGUAGAGCCAAGUGCCGACAGCAGCAGAAGCAGCAGCAACAGCAACAAGAUAAAGCGCCGAGAUCCAAGAAACCUUCGGGAAGUCCGGCUAAUAAUCCACCUCCAGGAAAGAGUCCUUCAAUUGCUACCACGCCCACGCCUUCCGCUGCAGUACCCGCUACUACUCCCCUGAGCGGAGGUACUGGCGGCUCAGCGGCAAGUUCCCCGGCGCUUUUAAGGGAUUCGCCACAAUAUAAGCCUGCGGGAAACGCUACUAGUUUGCUGUUAGCAGCCAGUACGACUCCACCAAGCUUAGGCGGCAGUGUGUACAGCAGCGGUGGUAGCAGUAGUAUAUGGAGUCCAGCAGUAACAGAGAGUGGUGGAGGAUUUCCAAGCGAUCAUCAGAGGUUAGCGUGGACGACAACUGCUUCCCAGCAGCAAUGCUACCAAAAUUACUCGUCCUACUACAGCAAUAUGGAAUAUCUUUCUCCCACUUCUCAAUUAAACGUUGUGGACGGUGGAAGUAGCGGCCUUGACAAUUCAUGGAGCAAACCUAGAGACGAAGGUAGUUCAUCCUGGUUUUACAGCAGCGCUGGAUGGGGUGACCGAAAGUGAAUCACUGAGGAUAAAAAAACGGAGUCUGAGUACAUAUCAUCAACGCCAGGGAUGGUUAUAUGACUUGAAUUGAAAACUUUGUCGUAACAUGAUGCCAACUAUAAUAAGAGGUUGAUCUGCUUCCGAUGAAUUUUGAAUUUAGAUUCAACAUAUCUUUAAUACGGUCGGCAUUCAGACGACAUAAAAUGCACAUACCGAUCGU